Molecule: messenger RNA, 1356 nt
Organism: Penicillium paradoxum
Lineage: Eukaryota; Fungi; Ascomycota; Eurotiomycetes; Eurotiales; Aspergillaceae
Product: kinesin family protein
Exons: 1
Coding region: 1-1356 (451 amino acids)
Biological process (GO): microtubule-based movement
Cellular component (GO): microtubule; kinesin complex
Molecular function (GO): ATP hydrolysis activity; microtubule motor activity; microtubule binding
Source: RefSeq, a predicted model, not a curated record
AUGAGCGUUUUCAAAGUAUGGGUGCGAUGGCGACCCCUCAACUCGACUGAGGUCGAAACAGGGGAAAUACAGCGGGAAUACGGCCAGCAUCCCAACAACCAACAAUCUUGUAUCUCCGUCACCUCGCCUUUGCAAGCUAAAGCACUUUCUACUCGGGAAAAAUCGUGGAAGAGCGGAUUCUCAUUUGACGGCAUCAUCGAAUGUGACGACAACAACCACUUGGUAUUCGAUCGCGUCGUUGCGCCGAUCAUCCCAGAAGUUCUGCAGGGUAGGUCCUGCAACUUUUUUGCAUAUGGCCACUCAGGCAGCGGCAAAUCUCAUACCAUGAUUGGCUAUGAUUUCGAGCAUGCCGAGGAGUUCGGGCUUUGUCUAGCCGCUGCACGCCAACUGAACGAUGCGUUGAAAGCUAUCAAUUCAGAGGAUAGCAGCCACCAAUUCGGCAUUGGACUGCGUGUGUAUGAGCUACGGAAGAAUGUCGCUUUCGAUCUCCUCAACAAGCGGAAUGAGUGCUUUGUUCGCGAGGGGUCUGAUGGACGGGUUUAUAUCCGUGGCGAAACCGAAAUGUUGGACAACGGAAAAGUGAGAGUCCGGCCAAUUGUUACGAAGGCAUGUUGGAGCAUUGAAGAACUGCAGAUGGAGCUACAGGAAGGUCUAAAGCACCACAGGACUGCGACAUCGACAGUGCACGAUCAAAGUUCACGAACGCAUGCCGUUAUCCAACUGGAAAUCAUCACCAAGGAUCUCCUCAACGCGCGUGAUCAGGUGGUUGAGCGGCAGUCAGAGUUGGUCCCUGUGGGGAAACAUGCGACAGAUGUUUAUAUCGAGGAGCAAUAUCGCGCGAUGGUCCAAACCGAAGACGGGAAGUUCGUUCCAAAUCCUGACUACCAACUGGAUCAACCACGCAUUGAUGCCGCGGAGGCAAAAAAGGCCGAGUUUGAAGCUCGUGUGAAAGAAGCAGAAAAGCACGAAUGUGAUAUAUUUGCAACUACCGCUCAAGCACAUCCCUGUAUCGGUGGAAAGCUGGUUUUUGUGGACCUCGCCGGCGCUGAAUUUCUCUCCAGUACUUCUGGGUCUGCGCUAAAACAAACACCCCAGGAGAAACAGGAAGGAAAGCAAAUCAACACCGAUCUUCUCGCGUUGAAAGAAGUGAUCCGGGCCCGGUCGAGCAAGAAAUCACGCAUCCCAUACCGCUCCUCGCCGUUGACUAUGGUGCUGCGGGAGCAUUUUGAGGCGUCAACAGAUACCCGUUCAGCCAUGAUUUUGACUGUCUCACCGGAUGCAAAUCAGUACAUUGCAACGACGAACACAUUAAAAUACGGAGACCUGGUUGGCUUAGCGAAUGGACACAAGAGGUAG